AUGGCGACUGAAAAUGAGAGUCCCAUUUCUUUCAAUUCCAGGUUCUUGAUUGUGAGCCCUGAAAAUGGUGGUAUUUUUGACCUUUUGAAAUUCUGGGCAUUCAAUAAUCAAGAAAGUGGAGCCAAGUUUCUUGAAAGCUCACACGAUGGAGUGAUUCAAGAUCAGUUAUUGAGUGAUGAUACGCCAGAUCAUAGAUGGGUGAUAAUUGUAUCUAUUAUUGUGAGGAAAAUACUUGCAUUUUUUGGUAAACUUAUGGAGUGGAUUGGUUAUAUUGUGGAGUUCAUGCUAAACCUCUUCUCUCUCAAUGGGAAUUUUCUGGGAUUACUCUACAAUUUUUUCCAUGGAAAUGUUGUGAUUCCACAAAGAGAUUCCGAAACAUUUAUUAGUGCAAUUGGGCAUUUAGACGGGCGUAUAGACCUAUUCAAAAGCGAGAUGAUGCUUAACAAGACCAUUGAACCCGAGUUUUGGAAGAAAAUUUUGCAAUUUGGAGCUGGAAGCCGGGUUCUUAUGGACCUAUGUAUCAUUGCUUCAAAAUUAGCAUACGAGAAUGCAAAUGUUGUUAGAAAUGUAGUAAAUCUUCACUGGAAGAUGCACUUUAUCGACUUUUACAACUGCUGGAAUGAUUAUCAAAAAGAGAUGUCGACCCAAGUUUUCAUACUGUGUAAUAAGCCAAAAGAUGCUGAUUUGAUAUUAAUCAGCUUCCGGGGGACAGAGCCCUUCGAUGCUGAUGAUUGGAGCACUGAUUUUGACUACUCGUGGUAUGAGAUUCCAAAACUCGGAAAAGUACAUAUGGGGUUCUUAGAGGCUUUAGGUCUGGGCAACAGAAUGAAUACCUCGGCAUUCUCGGAACAACUUCAAGGAGAAAACAUUUCGUCUAAUAAUUCUAAUGCACGGCAUGCACUCGAUAAAUCUUCCAACUCAGAGCAGUCGAGGGGCGCCGACGAUAACCUCGUACCGGCAAUGGGAGAGAGGACUGCAUACUAUGCUGUAAGAAGUAAACUCAAAAGCUUGCUUGAAGAGCACAAGAACGCAAGGUUUGUGGUUACUGGGCACAGUUUGGGUGGGGCUCUGGCCAUAUUGUUCCCUACAGUGCUGGUACUGCACGAGGAAUUGGAAGUCAUGGGACGUUUGUUUGGUGUAUACACGUAUGGACAGCCACGGAUUGGUAACGAACAGAUAGGAAGGUUCAUGGAAGCUCAUUUGGAACAUCCCGUUCCCAAGUACUUCAGAGUUGUAUACUGCAAUGAUAUGGUUCCAAGGUUGCCUUAUGACAAUAAGACGUUCUUGUAUAAACAUUUCGGGAUAUGCCUCUACUACAACAGCCUCUAUAUUGAACAAAAGGUCGAUGAAGAACCAAACAAAAAUUACUUUGCAUGGCGAUACCUGAUACCGGAUUAUCUCAAUGCCAUAUGGGAGCUAUUUAGGAGUUUCAUCAUCGGUUACUUGUACGGGCCAGAGUACAAGGAAUCUUGGGAAUCUAUUCUGCUGAGGAUCAUAGGAUUAGCAAUUCCUGGUCUUUCUGCUCACAGCCCUGUAGACUAUGUAAACUCCGUUCGGCUUGGAAGAACAAGAUCUGUUGAGAGUGGAAUGUACUCUGCUGAACAAUAUUAG
Molecule: messenger RNA, 1611 nt
Organism: Fraxinus pennsylvanica
Lineage: Eukaryota; Viridiplantae; Streptophyta; Magnoliopsida; Lamiales; Oleaceae
Source: the annotation of a GenBank genome assembly